AUGUGGACUUGCACGAACAUUCCCCUUGGUCCUAGAGGACGGCAAAAUGCGAAAUCGCGAAACUCGCAAGCCAAACUGGGGGACAUUGAAAAGCUAGCUAAACCCUCCCGUUACGUACGCAGCGUGAGGUGGGACGACGAUCGAAGACAGUACAACGCGGUGAUUGACCAGAAAACUUUGGGUGUCGCGCGGAGAGAAACACUCCCAGCCAGUGAUACACUGAUGGGAACACUCCGCGCCAAAGCGUCCUUUCGACGUUGUACUGAAGUUGCCAAAGCAAAGGACAGAAUGGCUGCGUGUAUGGACCGACAAAGCACCAUUCACUGCUGCCCUUUCAAGAACAUCAUCUCAUCUGUGAAUGCCUGGUAUAAUCCGCUUGUUAAUUGUCCCGGAGGACACAAAAAGUUUUGGGGCCUGGUGAAACGUCUGUGCGGCAUGGAUCUGAAAUCUAACAAAUAUCACAACUGA
This is a messenger RNA of Coccidioides immitis RS, 468 nucleotides long. RefSeq lists its product as uncharacterized. The record is from RefSeq and is a predicted model, not a curated record. The transcript is spliced from 4 exons. NCBI's taxonomy places the organism in Eukaryota, Fungi, Ascomycota, Eurotiomycetes, Onygenales, Onygenaceae. Bases 1 to 468 code for a protein of 155 amino acids.